This is a messenger RNA of Nyctereutes procyonoides (raccoon dog), 285 nucleotides long. Its product is annotated as NADH dehydrogenase [ubiquinone] 1 alpha subcomplex subunit 5-like. NCBI's taxonomy places the organism in Eukaryota, Metazoa, Chordata, Mammalia, Carnivora, Canidae. The transcript has a single exon. Bases 1 to 285 code for a protein of 94 amino acids. Gene Ontology annotation, biological process: respiratory electron transport chain. The record is from RefSeq and is a predicted model, not a curated record.
AUGGUGGGCUUGUUGAAGAAAACCACCGACUUUGUGGGAUUGGCUGUAUGUGAGAAUCCACAUGAGAGGCUAAGAAUAUUGUACACAAAGAGUCUUGAUGUUCUUGAGCAAAUUCCUAAAAAUGCAGCAUAUAGAAAGUAUACAAAACAGAUUACAAAUAAGAAACUGAGUAUGGUUAAAAUAGAAUCAGACGAUAAGCAAUUAGAUCAACUUCAGGGUGGCCAACUUGAAGAGGUGAUUCUUCAGGUGGAAAAUGAACUAAGUCUGGCAAGAAAAAUGAUAUAA